GACGCCACCGCAACUGGACUUCUUCUUAUCCUCUCUCUCUCUCCUCAACCCUUCUCUCAAUCACCCUCAAUCGUUUUCCCUUCUCUUUCUCCGAGAUUUUCUCGAGAAACUCUUAACGGAAAUAUCAAGAACUACACAGCUUCUUGCUCUCUGAGUAGAAGUGUGCUUCCACCCCGGAAAAAAGAAAAGGAAAAAAAGAAAAGCUUCAUUCACACGACCCACCACCAUUUAUUAUUCCAAUCCCUUUUUUCCCACUGUUUUCCUUUCUCUUUCCCGUCAAAACCUGCAACUUUCCAAGAAAAUUUCACUUUUUUCUCACACUACCGACCAAGCUCUCACUCAGUCUCUCUCUCAGAGUGAUUCACGCCUUGUGGUGUGCUUUCCGUACUCUUAUCUCUUGGUUUCGCACUUUUUUUUUUCUUCUUUCUCUUCUUUCCUGUUUCGUCGAAAUUUCUACUCCAAUAUCUUUCAAAUUAGUGCUGGGUUUAUCUCCAUUUGGAAGCUCUCUCUCUCUCUCUCUCUAACUAAACGUCUCUAUCUCCUUCUCCUCCAGUCAGAUCCCAAAGGAAUCUCACCUUCUUUUUCAUUGUGACACUAUUUCACGCUCUCACUCUCUAUACCUUUCGUUUUCAAUGCGAAUCUGAGCAAUCUGUAGAUAUAUGGACCGAACUAUGCUGUGUCCAGUGAAGUAUAGUGAACACACACACCGCACCACCAUGGCCACCACAUCGCCUCCGGCAACUCUAUCCGGCCAAAUGAGACCGAAAAUUGUACGGAUAUCGGUAACCGACGCCGACGCAACCGACUCUUCCAGCGACGAAGAAGACGGACUCUUCAGACGUAACAGAGUCAAGAGGUUCGUCAACGAAGUCACCAUCAAGUCUUGUUCACGGGACACAAACAGUAACGGUGAUUGUAAAACCAGACGGUUGUCUGCGGCGGGGUCGACCACCAAUCGCCGCCGUAAAAAGUCUGCCGGUAAAUUACAGCAUACGGCGGCGAGGUUUACGGGGAGGAAGUUUCGCGGCGUGAGGCAACGGCCCUGGGGAAAAUGGGCGGCGGAGAUCAGAGAUCCGCUUAGACGUGUACGGGUAUGGUUGGGUACCUACGAUACGGCUGAAGAAGCCGCUAUGGUUUACGACAACGCGGCUAUUCAGCUGCGUGGACCCGACGCGCUCACUAAUUUCGCUACGCCGCCCAAAACAGCUCCGACUGUGCCGCCGGGGAUCAAAACGGCGUCGUUGUGUUCGGGUUAUAAUUCCGGCGAAGAGUCUCACACCAACAACAAUCUCCUCUCUCCGACGUCUGUUCUGCGUUUCCAGUCGGAGGCUCCGAACGACGAAGCCGAGUCAAACCACGUCGUCGUCGGCGGCGGCGGAGAAAGCCGAGAUUUAAAAGAUGGUGACAUAUCGGUAUCGGCGAGAUUUGCGGAUUUCUCGCCGUUGGAUAAGUUCUUUCCGGACGACAUGUUUGGAUUGCAAGACCCGGUUUCGGACUUGUUUGUGGAUUCGGGUCUAAAAGAGAACAUUUUUGGAGAAGAUUUUGGGGACUUGAUUGUCGGGUUAGGUGAUGAUUUCGGGUUCGGGCAAUCGAUAGGGCCAAUUGACGAUUAUUUUCAAUUCCAAGACAUUGGCGAUAUAUUUGGAUCUGAUACUCUCGUUGCUCUUUGAGAUUCUCGGGGUUUGACUCGGCAAAUUUUGCAUCGGCGGGAAUGAAGUUUUUGUUUUUUAUAACUAUUAUUAUUAUUUUAAAUUAGAGUUUUUUUUGGGGUGAGUUAAUUUGUAAGUUUUUUUAGUAAGUGUGAAAUUAUAAACGACACCGUCGUAUCAACGGUGACGGACGAGGCAUUGAGAGUUGCAUGUACUGUAUUAAAAGGCAAGGCACGUACUGAGUGAAUGGAUUCGGUACCCUUAAUUUGCGCUGUCUCAAAUUUUAUUUAUUUAGUUAGAAUUAAUUUGAGAAUUUAGUUAUUUUA
This is a messenger RNA of Camellia sinensis, 1975 nucleotides long. RefSeq names its product pathogenesis-related genes transcriptional activator PTI6. Gene Ontology annotation, molecular function: DNA-binding transcription factor activity; DNA binding. The record is from RefSeq and is a predicted model, not a curated record. Gene Ontology annotation, biological process: regulation of DNA-templated transcription. Lineage: Eukaryota; Viridiplantae; Streptophyta; Magnoliopsida; Ericales; Theaceae.